Molecule: messenger RNA, 3902 nt
Organism: Triplophysa dalaica
Lineage: Eukaryota; Metazoa; Chordata; Actinopteri; Cypriniformes; Nemacheilidae
Exons: 5
Coding region: 2370-3629 (419 amino acids)
Source: RefSeq, a predicted model, not a curated record
UUACUCUUAUUGGUCAAACUGAAUGCCCUGCGAAAUUGCAUUCACUUCAAAAGUAGUAUAAACUACUGUUGAUAGUAUUAAUAAUUGCUGCUUCCGUCGCCAUAACAUCAGUUGGAAUGCCUCUGUCGCUGAAGUGACAAUAAUGAAGAAAUAUAAAUCUUACCUGGACUCACAAGAUAAUGAGAUUCCAAAAACGACAAAUCACCGCUUUAAGAAGUUGGCUGCAAAUAAAGAGGUAUGUUUUAUUUGAAUGUUUUUUUAGUUAAAUAUUAUUUUCCAGCACAGUUUGAAAAUUGUAGCCAGACUUGCAACAAAUUAUAUAUAUUAUUUUCUUUAUUCUGCAUGGUAUUCCUGCUACAUACAACAUGCUGUAUUUGCACGUCUGUCUGUGGUACACAGUAUUUCUACAUCUUUGUCAUUUUCUUUUUUGCAGAAUUCACGCCGAGGUGGUUACAAAGACUAUGUGUGCUGCAAUGAUUCUGAAUUACCAAGAACAACUGAAUACAGGAGAAGGAAAAAACUGCUCCCAGUCAAUUUCAAUAACAAUGAGUCCAGCAAGGAAAAUAACAAUGUUCAUUAUACUCAGUGCCCAAGACCAGCAAAGCGAUUCAAAUCGGAUAACCAAGAGCAGGAAAUACUUGAGUGGAGUGUUAAUGAAGUGACUACUAAUGAUAGCAGAGGGCUGCCUCACCUGACCAAUUUGUGCCAGUCUCCUGAGAUUCAUCAUCAGGAAGCCGACUUACACUCUCAGACAAUUAAGGACAGGCCUGAUAUUGUCUGUGGUGGACACCAAGAGUAUACUGAUUUGCAACUAGCACCUGAGAUACCUCACCUGAACCAAGGACCAAGCUCAAAUCCAUCGCAGGGAUCAGAGGUGGAUGAGCUACUUUACCCAGGAGCACCUGUCUCCAGAGGUCAGAGUAUGAUGCUUUUAAUGUCCUUUAUUUUGAGACACAACCUCUCAGGGACAGCUCUGGAAGACCUCCUCAAGUUGUUUAAUGAACAUUUCCCAGGAACUGUGCCAGCUACUUCUUACCUAUUUCAUAAAGCUUAUGGUCAGUUUGGACAAUAUGAAUCACAUUUUUACUGCUCUGGAUGCACAAACUAUAUAGGUAAGGUUAAUGGUCAGACACAGUGUUCUGUAUGUCACAUGACGUUUGAUGCAGACAAAAAUUUAAAAAACGGGUCGUAUUUUCUGGUUUUAAAAUUAUCUGGACAAAUUAAGGACAUUCUGGAAAGUCCGAAGAAUACUUUAGAGAGAAAAAUGUCAACUAAUGGCAUUAUAAAUGACAUAAAUUCAGGAAUGGAGUAUGAAAAGCUAAUCAGGGCUGGUAAAAUUGAUAAAGAGGAUGUGAGUUUAUUGUGGAACUGUGAUGGUAUCCCAGUUUUCAAGAGCUCAAAGUCUCAGCUAUGGCCCAUUCAGUGCCAGAUCAUUGAACUGGAUCCAAAAGAACGGAAAAAUAAUAUCUGCAUUCCUUGUAUUUGGUUUGGAGAGAAGAAACCUAACAUGGCAACUCUGUUAACUCCAUUUGUUGAUGAGCUUCAAGAACUGGAGCAAACUGGAAUCAAAUGGACAGACACACAGAACGAGCAACAUUCAUCUAAGGUGCAUGCCCUGAUCUGUAGUUCAGAUUCAGUGGCUCGUCCCCAAAUUCGAAACACAAAGCAAUUUAAUGGCAUAUAUGGCUGUGACUUUUGCUAUCAUAAGGGUGGGAGAUCAUACUCUUACACAUGUCCUGAACUGUCAUGGUUCCACCUCUCCUUGUCAGGUAUUUCUUGGUUUAGAGGUGGAAUCAUACAGAAUCCUCUGUUUCAUGUGGGAGAGAGACGAUUUCAUCUCUCUCUUGUCUCGUCAUCGUUCCUACCCUCCUGUUCCCUAGUUUGUGUUGAUUAGCUUUCCUUGAUUGUAAUCCCUUGCACCUGUUCCCUCUUGUUAUCUUCCCUAUAAGAGUCCUCACGUUUCAUUGUCUUGUGCGCGUUCAUUGUAAGUGUUACCUUGCAUGUUUUAGACGUGUCUGUAUGCUGUAGAUGUUUACCUUGUUCCUGAUGAGGUCUUGCCUGGUUCCUGUUAGUCAUUGUUCCUUGUAUGCUGUUUAUCAACCCUGUGUCUAGUAAGUCUUAGUUUAGUGUUUGUUCCCAGUGUUUGUUUUGUAGUUUAGUAAGUUAGUGUCCUUGUUAAAGUUUAUAGUUUCUCCUGUCUUGUUUUCCCCAUUGUGGGUUUUGUUUUGCCUGUUUUGUCUUGUUAUUUGUAAUAAAUAGAUCUGUUUACCCCUUCACCUCCUGUUGUCCUGCCUUGCAAUUGGGUUCCCAUUGAGAUUCAUAACACUGAACCAUCUCUCAGAUGCGAAUCUGAGCAUUUUCAACAUGCUAUGGCUGCAACUCCUCAGCAGCCUGUAAUGGGAGUGAAAGGUCCCUCUCCUUUAAUGAAACUAGCAAACUUUAAGAUGGUUAAUGGGUUUGUGCCUGAAUACCAGCACAGUGUUUGCCUAGGAGUAACACGGCAGCUAAUGACAUUAUGGCUGGAUUCAACUAAUCAUGACAAACCAUGGUACCUUGGCACAAAAUCCGAAGUCAUUGAUAAGCAGUUACUAUCAAUCCACCCUCCAGUAGAGUUAACUAGAGUUCCAAGAUCUGUAAAAGAACGUAAAUAUUGGAAGGCCUCUGAAUGGAGAUCGUUUCUCCUGUUCUAUGCUUUACCAGUGCUUUGUGGUGUUCUUCCUAAGAAAUACUGGAACCAUCUUUUCCUUCUUGUUUUUGGUAUAUAUUCUCUGCUUCAGGAAAAUAUAUCAAUGGUUGAGGUUGAUAGGGCAGAGAACGCACUAAAGAAAUUUGUUAGGGAAUUUGAGAAGUUGUAUGGCAAAGAAAAUAUGACAUUUAAUGUGCACUUGAUGACACACAUUUCUGCAAGUGUGAGAAACUGGGGACCUUUGUGGGCUACAUCCACCUUUUCUUUUGAGUCUUUUAAUGGCACACUCUUGAAGUUCUUUAAUGGAACCACACAUGUCCAACAACAGAUAGUCAAGAGAUUCCUCAAAUGGAGAGACCUUACAACCAAGGCUGACAAGCACAUGAAGAAUGCCAAAGACACAGUCAAAAAACUGUUCUAUCAUAUGCAGAACAGCAUCCAAGAAACAGCAAAAUCAGCACAACUGUCAGAGAAAGUUCGGGUUUUUGGUAAUCCUCAUUUAGUGACAAUUCCAGUACGGCACAUCCUUGCUAUAGAGGAUCUCUUUGGUAUCAGGGUACAGCAAGGCCUUUAUUAUGAUCGUUUUCUUAUUGACGGUGUACUUUAUCACACAGAAACUUACACAAGGCUUCAAAAAAGAAACAACUCUGUUGUAGAAUUAGCUGAUGGCACGUUAUGCACGAUUCUGAGCAUUGUGGCAUUUAAUCCUAAAGGUUGUAACGAACAAAUGAGUUGUGUUUUGGUUAAGGAGCUUUGUAGGUCUGGAAGACAGCUUUGUAGGGAUUCGGACAUUAACAUAUUUUCCAAGUUUAUCCAUGAGGUUAAAGUGUCAAACACUAUUUACGCAGUGCGUACACUGUCUUUAAAACGGAAAUGUGUUAUGAUUGAGUUGAAAGACAAAAAGUAUGUCAUAGCUCUGCCAAAUAAUAUUGAAAGAGACUGAAAUGAUUUCAGUUAUAUUACUGAAAGACUUUAAUUAAUUAAUUUAUAGUAUAUGUAAAAUGCUUUAUCAUUUUUUUCUAUUGGCCAUUCAUGUGUAGAGCACAUAAAUUGUAAACUUUAAGAUUUAUUUUUUUGUUGGUGUGUAUAUGAUGUUUUAUACUGUUGUGGGGAAAAAUGGGAACUAAGGUUCGGAUUCAAGUUUGAACUGGAUUUUUCAAACUGGCUGUGUGAUUUAAAUAUUGAAAGUCAUGAUGUUAAAUGAAAGUGUCUUGAG